AUGGAGUCUGGGAAGUCGUUCACUUUGUGCCAGCUGGAAGCUUGGUCAGCUGAGUAUAAGGUUAGGAGAGGUGCUACGCGGACUCUUGAGGUGGAGGAAAUUGAUAAAAAUGAUGACAGUUGUGGGCUGGGUGGUGAUGGUGGUGAGUUGAUUUGCUGUGAUAAUUUCCCCUCAACUUUUCAUCUAACAUGCUUAUGUGUACAGUGCUCUUGUUGGAUUUGUGGGAAUGUGGUUAAUGAUAACGAGGCUUCAAGUUUGGAUGGCCUGAAAUGUUUGCAAUGUGAACAUAAAUACCAUGAGGAAUGUCAUGGAGAAACCAAAAUAGAAAGAGAAUUGAUGUGGUUCUGUGGGAAAGCUGCAAGGAGAUUUAUUCCGGGCUUCAUUUCCAGAUUGGAAUUAUGA
Messenger RNA from Lactuca saligna, 402 nucleotides. The record is from the annotation of a GenBank genome assembly. NCBI's taxonomy places the organism in Eukaryota, Viridiplantae, Streptophyta, Magnoliopsida, Asterales, Asteraceae.